Messenger RNA from Sipha flava (yellow sugarcane aphid), 1389 nucleotides. Its product is annotated as peroxisomal membrane protein PEX14-like. The coding region runs from base 227 to 1321 and encodes 364 amino acids. Gene Ontology annotation, molecular function: signaling receptor binding. Gene Ontology annotation, biological process: protein import into peroxisome matrix, docking. Gene Ontology annotation, cellular component: peroxisomal importomer complex; peroxisomal membrane. Lineage: Eukaryota; Metazoa; Arthropoda; Insecta; Hemiptera; Aphididae. The transcript is spliced from 7 exons. The record is from RefSeq and is a predicted model, not a curated record.
AUUCUUCCGGGGCGCCAUAAACAGGUGAUAAGCGGAAAAAUUGUCGUAUCAUCCUUACACAGGUAUGAGGUCUGAUUGCCGUGCCUGUUUGCAUGCCACUCGUGUUCAACGAUGAACGAUAGAACUCAUAAACGCGAAGGUUAGACCGCACAUUGCGCCGUUUGUAGGGUGACACUAUCCUUGGGGGAUUUUUUUUUUAGUCUUAUUUUACAAAAGUUCACUCGUCAUGUCCCAAGACGACGAUAAGAUCAAGAGCGGCGAUACAGUUGCAAAACCCGAGAACGACACCACGAUGAAUAAAACAAACACUGCAGAAACCGUCAAUGCGUUGUUGAAUAAACCAAGUACUUCCGACGAUUGGGCCAAUAAUGUUAAAUCUCAGGAAUUGGUGUCUAACGUACGUGAAAAUAUGGUAUCAAAAGCCACUGAAUUUUUGAUAAAUAAAUCUGUACAACACAGGCCAAUUGAAAAUAAAGUUGAUUUCCUUCGUUCAAAGGGAUUAACAGAUCAAGAAAUAACAGCAUCGUUACAGAGAGCUGAAACAAGAUGCAAUCAAAUUUCUUAUCACAAUCCAUCACCUGUUCAUUACAAUUCGUCAGCUAUGGCUGGUGUUGUUCAAACUCCGUUUGAAGCCCAGAACUGGUAUAGACGGCUUUUUGGACCUAUAGCAUUUGCUGCUACUUUUGCAUAUAUUGCCUAUCAGAUAUAUAAAAAGUAUGUAGAAAGCUGGUUGUUUGGUGUAAAAAAACCAUCGGUGGGAAAUCGUUUAGAAGCUCUUGAGGUAUCAAUGCAAAGAGUUUUAGUGCUCUUAGAGGACAAAAACAUUACAUCUGAUGCUUCAUAUAAUGCACACAUUGAUCGACAAAGAGAACACGAUCAAUUACGUUCUGAAUUGAAGAUUAUUAAAAGUUUACUUCUUAACAAAUCCCAAUUUCCGCCUGCUCCUAUGGCUUCCAGUAUACCUCAAUGGCAACUACCAAAAAAUUCUAAACUUCAAGUGGAACAACAAAACAAGGUCAAUGGUACUGACUCACCUGGGAAGACAGACCAAAAGCAAGUUAAUAAUAUGUACAUACCUAGUACAUCAAAACAAAACAAAUCCAAUGAUAUUUCAACUCCAAGCACUUCUCAACACGAGCCUUAUAAAAUUUCAGUAUUGGAUUUACCUACUAGUGUUAUCGUGGAUGAAACAAUUUCAAAUUAUGAUAUAUUUAAUGGAAAAAUUUUACCAAAGAAUUCUGACCAAAGUAUAAUAAAACGUGAUGUUGAUCAAAGUGAUGAAAAUAAACAAAGUGUAAAUAGUGAAAAUUUAAUUCUGUGAUAUUAAAUGUGUAGUAAAUAUUAUUAUUUUUUUAAUACAUAUUUACAAAUCUAUAUGAAAAUGAUACA